Penicillium diatomitis is the source of this 1113-nucleotide messenger RNA. RefSeq lists its product as uncharacterized. The record is from RefSeq and is a predicted model, not a curated record. NCBI's taxonomy places the organism in Eukaryota, Fungi, Ascomycota, Eurotiomycetes, Eurotiales, Aspergillaceae. The coding region runs from base 1 to 1113 and encodes 370 amino acids. Gene Ontology annotation, molecular function: oxidoreductase activity. The transcript has a single exon.
AUGGGAACUCAAUAUAUGAUGCAGGCUGGGCUUGCCUCUGGCAUGUCAGCUACGGAGGGAGUGCACCCGGCCCGUCUACGAUCUGUAGAUCCAAACCUGGGCGAUCCUGCUCACUUGCUUCCCGGAGACAUCGUGCCUAAUUCUCAAAGCCGCCUGAACGUGCGCGUGUUCAAUGGCAAGGACAUCCAGAUUCCAUAUUUAGGCAUUGGUACCUGGUCGUGGGGAGACAAGGCGACAUUUGACUACGACGCGACAACCGAUCUACCCCGAAUUCACGAGGCAUGGGCAAAACUCAAGUCAGUCGGACUCACCUUUGUCGACACUUCGCAGGCAUAUGGAAACGGCGAGAGCGAGAGGAUCUGCGGAACACUCUUCCGAGGUCUGCCUCGAGACUCGUUCGUCGUACAAACGAAGUGGUUCUCGGGUGGCUUGUCGAACACUUUGAUGCAGUCGCGUGGGCCCAGUGCUCGGCUUAAAGAAUCUCUAGGUCGACUGGGUCUCGACUAUGUGGAUAUAUACUUGGUCGAUGGACCGAUUCACGGCAGUUCAAUCGCUACCGUGGCCGCAGGUUUGGCCGAAUGCGUGCAUCAAGGUAUGACUCGUGCCGUUGGGGUUGCCAACUACAGCACGCAGGAGAUGAUCCAUAUGGCCGAGGAGCUAGCCAAAAGCGAUAUCCCUUUAUCUGUGUCGCAAUGCGAGUACUCUGUGCUCCGCCGGAUACCUGAAGUGAGCGGAAUGAUCCGUGAAUGUCGCAAGCGUGGAAUCUGUUUCCAAGGCUUUGCUUCGCUCGCGGAAGGCCGAUUGACCGGCAAGUAUUCGCGUUUCAACGAGCCCAAGGCCAAUCGGCGAUUCAGCAGUUAUCCGAUGCGUAUGCUGGAGCCGACCAUCGAUGUGCUCAAGAGUAUUGCCGCUGAUCAUCGAGUGCCUGUUUCGGCCGUGGCCUUGAAUUAUUCCAUCAAUAAAGGAGUUGUACCCUUGGUCGGCGUACGUGAUGCUGACCAAGCACAGGAUGACAUGCAGGCGCUGGGUUGGCGGUUGACUGAAGACGAGGUCCACCGCAUUGAAGAAGUCAGUCUGGAAGGUCAUACGUCAACACUCUUACAACAUGGGUAG